Chara braunii is the source of this 2128-nucleotide messenger RNA. Lineage: Eukaryota; Viridiplantae; Streptophyta; Charophyceae; Charales; Characeae. The record is from the annotation of a GenBank genome assembly.
AGGAUGACAGUAACCUCGACAAUGAUGGCGAGAACAACAAAGAAGACAAUGCCAACAACAACAACAACAACCACAACAACAACAACAGCAACAACAACAACAACAACAACAACAACAACAACAACAGCAACAACAACAAUGACAACAACAACAACAACAACAACAACAACAACAACAACAGCAACAACAACAACAACAACCUGAUGGAGGGUACGACAACCACGGGAACAGCGGGGAAGAGAGUGGUGAUGGGGGGGGGGGGCGUCCACCGCUGCAGCAUGACGGGAGUGAUAGUGCAGGUGAACGCGGAAGACAAUGGAGACGUCAACAACAACAACAACAACAACAACAACAACAACAACUACAACAACAACAACAACUACAGCAACAACAACAAAAACGAUGGUGCACAGGGAUUGGGUUUGCAUGAAAUGGGCGAAGGGGGUGUGAAGGAUGACAACAACAUCAAUAACGAUGGCGAGAACAAUAACGACAACAACGCCAACAACAACAACAACAACAACACCAACAACACCAACAACAACAACAACAACAACAACAACAACAACAACAACAACAACAACAACAACAAAAGCAACAUGAUCAACAACAAUCGAAACGAUGGAGGCAACGACAACCACGGGAACAGUGGGGAAGAGAGGGGAGGACGAUACAACAACGAUAACUAUAAUGGUAGUCUCAACGUCGGAUUCAGCAUUGAUAGCGGAGAUUGUGUCAGUAGCAUGCUCAGCAGCAAGAACGGGAGUGGGGUCCCAACAUUGCCACAGGGAGGAACGUCGGUGCAUGGGCAGUUACAUGCAACGACAGGGGUGGAUACGAACAGUGACAGUGGAGUCCGUGAAAGGCAAGAGUGCUCUCAUGCAGCCCCCCAGCAGGUCACAGGCGACGCGAGGUCGUCCGAGUCCGUGGAUCGUCUGUGUGGCGGCUUGCCACCGGCCAGCCGUGGUGAUGGAAGGGGGCGAGGUCAGGGGCGAGAGGGCACAAGUGACAGCAGCGGAGGCGGUGGUUGGGCAAGACAGCCAGCAGGGGGAGGACGUAGCAGAGGAGGGUGUAUUCCACCAGCUGCAUGUCGUUGGGAGGCGAGUGGGAGUGGAAAGGACCUGGGUGGGCAGGAGACCAAUGACAACCCUCCACCAGUUAAGGACGGGAGGCGUAAAGGAAAAAGUCCUGCGAAAAAGAUAGUGCCUUGGACACUAGAGGAGUGCUUGGCGUUGGCCAAACAGCAACGUGAGGAUGACGCCAUGAUGGUGGAUGCCACCACCAGGCACAAGUGUAUGAAGAAAGGGGAGAGGCAAGAGUGGGUGUCCAACCGCAUGAAAGAGGAAGGGAUGAUGAGGUCCACCGAGGACUGCAGGAAAAAAUGGUUUAACCUUGGACAGAAGCUGAAACUGUUUGUAGACAAGGUGAGGCGGUGGGGCCAUCAAUCCUAUUGGGACAUGACCGAAGAGGAGAUAGAGGCAGAAGGUCUUUACGAAACGUUCAAUCAAUGUAUGUGGCAGGCGAUGGAGUGGGUGUUAAAAAGACCGUAUGGGACGUGUGAAGAAGCCAUGAACUCGGACACCAUGGGUGGAGGUGAAGCAAGAGGCAAAGGGGGAGGUUCGGGUGAGCAAGGAGAGUCGGACAAAGGAGGGUCCAACACGCAGGGCACCAGUUCCAAGUUGAGGCGAACCGGCGGCAGCAAAGUCCAUGUUGGAGAUGACCCUUCUUCCGUCUCGUCUGUGGGAGCUGCCAUGGCUGAGUCCACACGUGUGUACGUGGACGGUUUGGAUAGGGCCGCGGCGACGAUUGCUCAGGUGAACAAGGAAGGUGCCACCAUCGUCGCCGGGAGCAUAGGGGAAAUGGCGACGCAGAUAGGUGCAGUCGCAUCAGCCAUGGGUGAAGGGAACGUUGUGCUGCAACUCCUGGUUGGUGUGAUGGGUGCCCGGAAUUCGGGCGGACCACGGAGUACUGGGUGGGGUAGGGGCACCGAUCCUUCAAAGUGGUGGAUACUGAACAGGCUGCUAAGAAAUAUUACAAGGUAGGAAAGAAUUUUGGGGAAGUAGAAGAAAAACAAUAUUGCAGAAGAAGAAAAAAAGAAAAAGAAAAAAAGGGUUAUCACAUUCAUCGC